UCGGUAUCCGUCUGGCGAAGGCGUCGUAUACCUACCGUUCACCUGUGACGAUUAGGCACCCAUCAGUUGCGAUCGUAUUCUUUCCUCCACGCCGAACCGGCUAUCUUGGCAGAAAUUUUAUUGCUCAUAUGGAUACUCAUAAAAUGUUGUGGUCCAGCUUUAGCAAUGGGCAUUUGUCAUGUUACUGAUAAAAUUAUCAGUGUAGGUUAUUUUCGUGUCGUAUGAAACCUUCAUCAGAGCAGCAAGUGGUUACUGAAGCAAGCCAAGGAAUUGUUAGACGCUAGUGAUUUAUACAACUGGAUUUGUCUUUUAAAUUUGAGACAGCAGAAGCAAUCCUAUGAAAUUACCGUAUAGUAUUUUUGUGUAGUUGUUGCAGCUCAUAACUCAAAAACGAAAUGUCUGAUACUGGAGAAUCAUUGGUUGUAAUUGGAGGAAUUGAAGGUGGAGGUGGUCAUUCAGUGGCGGUGCUAUUUGACAGCAAAGGUAACAAACUGGUCGAACUACAAGGACCUUGUACAAAUCACUGGUUGAUUGGAAUGGAUGAAUGCCAAAAUAGGGUUCAUGCUAUGAUCCAAGAAGGAAAAAAGAAAGCUGGAUUACCUGAAGACUUGUCCUUGAAGGCCUUAGGACUCUCUUUGAGUGGCUGUGAAGAUGAUGCUACAAAUGAAGAACUAAAACAAGGAUUCAUGAAAAAAUUUCCUUCCCUUAGUCUGAGCUACUAUGUUUGUAGUGACACAAUGGGAUCUAUUGCCACUGCGAGUGAAAAUGGUGGUCUAGUGAUAAUUUCUGGAACUGGUUCAAACUCAUUUCUAUUGAAUCCUGAUGGAUCAACAGCAAGAUGUGGAGGAUGGGGCUACCUCUUGGGUGAUGAAGGAAGUGCUUUUUGGGUUGCUGACCAGGCAAUCAAAAUCUUCAUUGAUGAAGAAGACAAUAGACGCUGUCCUCCUCACGAUACUACAUACAUCAGAAAAGCCAUUUUUGAGCACUUCAAAAUCACUGACAGAUUUGGACUACUAGAGCAUUGUUACACCAACUUUAGCAAAGCUGUUUACGCUGGGCUAUGUGCAAGAUUAGCCACUGGCGCUCACGCUGGAGAUGCUUUAUGUCUUCAUAUAUUCCACGAGGCUGGACGAUCUCUUGGAGAGUACGUUGGCGCUUUACUCCCGUCAAUCAGCAAAGAACUCCUUAAUGAACCAAAUGGGUUACCCAUAAUAUGCGUUGGUGCCGUCUGGAACAGUUUUGACCUGAUGGAGAAAGGUUUUACUGAAGGUGCAAAUACCCAACCCGGCCCAAGAAAAUGCCCCAAUGCCCUAGAACGUUUCAGUUUGCUGCAAUUGCAAACAACACUGGCUGUCGGGGCAGCCUAUAUGGGGGCUAAAUUUGCCAAAAUUGACUUUCCACGAGAGUAUGGCCGUAAUUCUAAAGUUUUCUUUUCGAAAACUACAUAAGAGGAGGUCCAUUUAGUAUAAGCUCUGGUUUUAUACAACCCUUCUAAUAUGUUAUAGCAACAGUGAAAAUUAGUAAGCCUUUACAAUGCAAACUGUGCGUUACAUGUUUUAGCAGAUGUCCUGUCUGGCGUAGUCUAAAAGUAAUUCAAAUUUCUCUAGGAGAUAAUGGGACUGAUUAAAAAAAUCAUUUUUUGAGUUUUUAAAUUUUAAUAGGGAAUGCUAUCACAUAUAUUUAACGAUCAUGUUUCAAUUUGUUGUUGAUGGUUUGAGAGCAAUAAAUCAACGUUCAAUACAAGUAUUACAAAAUC
Molecule: messenger RNA, 1756 nt
Organism: Daphnia magna
Lineage: Eukaryota; Metazoa; Arthropoda; Branchiopoda; Diplostraca; Daphniidae
Product: N-acetyl-D-glucosamine kinase-like
Exons: 8
Coding region: 396-1448 (350 amino acids)
Molecular function (GO): N-acetylglucosamine kinase activity
Source: RefSeq, a predicted model, not a curated record